CACAAACCCACGCUCGUCUUCAUUGUCUUCUUCUUCUUCUUCAUCUUGCAACUUGAAGAAAAUUCGUUCACAACCUCGACUUGAACUCAAGUAAGAACUUUUGUGCACUUCGAAAUUUCAGUUAGGAUUUAGGUUUUAAUCGAUGUUACUUGUUUUGAGAAUCGAUUUCUAUUUAUGUUAAUUUUUCGUGUAUUCUGUGCUUUUUUGACAAUUACUUAUGGUGAUACUACAAUUUUGUUUAGUGUUGUCUAUUUAUGUUAGUGUUGUGUGUUAUUAUGUUGAUUUUGAGUACGAUUUUUUUAUUGUUGUCUCAAGUUUGUUCUAGUCUGCCUUUACUCGUCGUUUCUCCCUUUAUUUCAUAAUACUUUUCAAUUUGUGUUAGUCAGAUAUGCCUUUACUAUUGUUAGGUAUGAAAUAUUUUAUUAUUAAGUGGUCCAUUUUUUUAGAUUUUAGGUAUUAUAUUAUAUAUUUUUGCGUAUGCGAAGUUUUACUUUGAAGCAUGUGGUCCCUAUUCUUUUACUCUUGGUAGAUUCCUCUGUUUUUUUAAAUAUUUGUUGUUGUCUAAUAUGGCCCUUUUCUCUUCUUUUUUUUGUCUAUAAUGUCCUUUUCUUGAAGAAUGGUUGACAAGGUGGACCUAUUAUUCUAUUAUGGGGGCAAGUGGGUACUGACACCUAAUGUUAUUUACAUUAAAAAAUUCACUCGUGUUUGGAAGGAGUAUGAUCCAGAUUUAUUGUCAUAUAUAGACAUAUGUGAAGAGUUCCAUGAAAAGUUAGGUUUUAGUAAGGUCCAACAACUUCUACUCAAAGGACCUUCUGGGAGGUAUUAUUUGAUUGAGGGGGAUUCUGGCAUAAGAACAAUACAGACAGCACUGUCUAUUAAGUCUGGUGUACUUGAAUUAUUUGCUGUAGAUGAGGGGGAUGAUGUUGUUCCAGCUAUUGACAUCAGCCACAAUGAUGAACCAUACCUAGUCAAAGAAGAUGAUGAAAAUGAACCUAAUCUAGUCACGGUGAAUGAACCUAAUCUAGUCACAGUGAAUGCUGGAAUAGAUGUUGCAACUGAAGGUGAAUCAAGUGAGGAAGAAAAUGAUGAAAAUGAGCCUUAUCCAAGUGACUACAAUAGUGAAGAAUUGGAAUCCUUUAGGUUGGAAAAGAAAAGAGAAAUUAAUGAUCAACUUGACAACUUUAAAGAGUUGGAAAAAUGUAUGAGUUUUAAGAACCUUGAUGAAGCUAAAAGGGUUGUAAGUUACUACUCAAUUGCUAGGAAGGUUGCCCUUAGAGUUGACAAGAGUGACUAUGUUAGAGUUAGAUAUAAAUGUAUUGUUGGUUGUCCUUUUGUGUGUCUUAUUUAUGAAGUUAAGAAAGGGCAAAGAUUUGAAAUUAAGACUUUGCAAACAAAACAUACAUGUCCAGAAGCAUUCAAGAAUAGAAGAGCUACUCAACAAGCUCUAGCACACUACUUUAAGAAUAGGGUCCAAAAUGAUCUUAACUGCAAAGUGACUGAAAUGAGAAAGAUUGUAGAUGAUAACUUUAACCUUAAUAUUAGUUAUUCAAAAAUGAAGAGGGUUAAAUGACUUGUAUUGGAAAAACUAGAUGGUAGCUAUGUUGAUGAUUUCAAUAAAUUGGAGUGUUAUGCUCAAGAGUUAAGGGACAGUAAUCCUGGUACUGAUGUAAUUAUAAACAUAUCCAAAGAGGCUUUGUUGGAACAUGGACAAAGAAAAUUUUUGAGAAUGUAUAUUUGUAUUCAGGCUUUGAAAAGUGGUUGGAGAGCUGGUUUGAGACCAUUUAUAGGGUUAGAUGGCACCUUUUUAAGAGGCAAGUUCAAGGGAAUUUUAUUGGUCGCACUUGGUCAAGAUUCAAUGAAGCAUUUCUAUCCACUUGCUUGGGCAGUAGUGGAUAGAGAAACUAUUAGAACAUGGAAAUGGUUCAUUGAGUUGCUGAGGAACUCAUUGGGGGUGGCAGAUGGUGAAGGAUUGACACUAAUGUCUGAUAUGCAACAGGGCUUGAUUAGUGUUGUUAGUGCUUUGCUUCCAAAAGCACAACAUAGAUGGUGUGCAAAACACAUAGAAACCAAUUGGUCUAAGUCUUGGAGUGGUGUAUAGAUGAAAAAGAUGUUUUAGUGGUCUGCUUGGAGUACAUAUGGAGAGGAAUUUGAAGACCAAUUAAAGUCCAUGGGUUCUGUGUCGAAAAAAGCAGUCGAAAGUCUUUUAUAUUAUCCACCACAACAUUGGUGCAGGGCCUUUUUUAACACUGUCUGCAAAAACUACUCCUGUGAAAAUAAUUUUACUAAGUCUUUCAACAAAUGAAAUUUUGGAAGCAAGGGCAAAACCAAUAAUCAAGAUGCUGGAAGACAUUAGAAUUAAGGUUAUGAAAAGGUUGAAAAAACUUGAAGAAGAGGGUAAGAAGUGGACGGAAGAGUAUAGUCCAUAUUCUGUGGAUCUGUAUCAUGAUUUCAGAAUGAUUGCUCAAGGUUGUCAAGUUGUUGCUAAUGGAGACUUAGGAUAUGAGGUGGUUGAGGGUGUAGAUACCACAUGUUGUGAAUCUUGCUAGAAAGAAGUGUACUUGUAGGACAUGCGAUUUGACAGGAAUACCAUGUCCUCAUGCUAUUAAAGCAUUAGAACAUGAUAAAAUAGAGCCACUGAAUGAGAUGCAUUGGUGGUAUACUAAAGAAGCUUACUUGCUUGUAUACCAGCCUAAAAUUCAACCUGUUAGAGGUGAGAAAUUCUGGAAAAUUGAUCUUUCUCAAGCUAUGCAACCACCACAAAUUCAUAAAUUGGUUGGUAGACCAAAAUUAAAGAGAGUAGGG
Solanum lycopersicum (tomato) is the source of this 2802-nucleotide messenger RNA. The record is from RefSeq and is a predicted model, not a curated record. NCBI's taxonomy places the organism in Eukaryota, Viridiplantae, Streptophyta, Magnoliopsida, Solanales, Solanaceae.